UUGUUUUCAUAAAACUACAUGUCGUGUGCCCUAUAUAUAAAUGGAAACGAGGCAGGGAGAGCGGAGAAUGAAGAUGACGACCUCAAAGUUGGAAGCGAGCACUGUGGACGUUUCGCAGUUCCAGCACACCCCUUUUUACUGUGAGGAGAAUGUGUACUUGCUUUGCAAGGAAUUGAGCAAAAAGGGAAUCGCAGAUGAAAAAAGCUCUGAUCUUUUUGUGGUUUUGAUUUCCAAUGAAAAGAAACAGAUACCAUUGUGGCAUCAAAAGGCGAGCCACCGAGCAGAUGGAGUUGUUCUCUGGGAUUAUCAUGUCAUUUGCGUGCAGAGAAAAGUUGGUGGAGGUGACUCACCCUCACAGCAUUUAGUGUGGGAUUUGGAUUCAACUCUUUCGUUUCCUUGUGCUUUAGCAACUUAUGUCUCCGAAACCAUCCGCCCCACAUUUCAGACCUUCCCUGAAUUCCAGAGGUAUUUCCGGAUCGUGCAUGCCCCAAUAUUCCUUCGUAACUUUGCAUCUGAUAGAAGGCACAUGAAAGAUUCUCUUGGCGAAUGGCUUCAUCAGCCUCCUCUAUAUGAGCCGAUUGUUUCUGAAGAUGGAACUGUACAUAACCUGAAUGACUACCUUGACAUCAGGGCUACAGAUGUUGUGAAGGAGGCAGGUCAUGAUAUGACCGAUCCAGUUUUUACCCAAAAGCUUGGCGUGGUUGUAGGUGAAAAUCAACUGGAGGAAUUCUUUUCCAAAAUUACUUGAUGUAUGGACAUUCUCUUAUCAGCUGCACACAGCAUAUAUAACCAUUCUUUUCUGUUUUCUGGGUUGAGUCUCUUGUAGAAUCACAUGUUGGGGCAGUUCAUUCCAGUAGUGUUUCUGAGAAAUGAAAUAUUACUUCAAUAUUUAAAGACAGUGGAUUUUCGAUUUCAAUGAUUGGAGAGUUUUUGUUCACUGCUCCUGCUUUCACCAUCUUCUUGUCCUGAAAAGAUAUGUGAGCUCAAAUUAGAUAUUAUUGAGUGGUAUUGUAUAAUUGGUUCUUGCAGUGAUUUGGUAUAAAAUUGGUUCUUGAUUUGUGA
Rosa rugosa (rugosa rose) is the source of this 1062-nucleotide messenger RNA. Its product is annotated as protein N-terminal glutamine amidohydrolase. Gene Ontology annotation, cellular component: nucleus; cytosol. Bases 41 to 748 code for a protein of 235 amino acids. Lineage: Eukaryota; Viridiplantae; Streptophyta; Magnoliopsida; Rosales; Rosaceae. The record is from RefSeq and is a predicted model, not a curated record. Gene Ontology annotation, molecular function: protein-N-terminal glutamine amidohydrolase activity; protein-N-terminal asparagine amidohydrolase activity. The transcript has 5 exons.